CCUCCCCAAUGUCUUGGAUGAUAUGAUGCCAACAUCCGGCGAAUGUCCAAGUAUAAAACGCUAACCAUAGCCCUAUCGAACAACCUCAGCGAUGGCCCUGCAUCUAUUUUCGUAUAAAGCCAGACGGAACCUCCGCAUUGACACGAUUUCCACAUUUAACCCGUUACCCCAAACCUGACCCGACGGCUGUCAUCCAAAUCCAACAGCGUCUUCGCCAAACACUAUCGACAUCUGGCUUGCCGUCGCAUAUAUCCAAUACCCGAGAAGCCGACAAAAUGCGCGACCUACGGAAGAAGAUUCUGCUAGAGAGUGGGAAGACGCUCUCGCGCAAGGCGCGGACAAAGCAAGGGUUGGCGGACUACACGCCAGCCCAUUCUUCUAACAAUUCGCGCGCUACCUCGCAAACCAGUUCGCGCGCUCCAAGCCGCUAUGCGUCGGAGGAAGAAGACGGCGCCAGUGAUUCCGAGGACGACGAUGCCAGCACGCGUUCCGACGACCCGUUAGACAGCGAUCAUGGUACUGCUUGGACGGAACGGCUGCAAUCCCGGGUGGACGAAUUAAAGACUCGCAAACGCAGUGUACAGGACCGCGAAGACACGUUGAUAGGCUAUAUCGAGCUUUUGCGCCGUCACUUUGUUCCCGAAGAAUAUAUGAGUGACUACAUUUCAGACAUCAUCCCGGCCCUCUUGAGGGGCGUCACCGCCGGCGGCAGCACGGGAGAGCGUUUGCUCGCUGUGAGAGCGAUCACUGUUACGGCCCUUACCUACCCGUCGGAAACGGUAUUCGACCAUGUCUUCCAGACUUUGAAAGGAUUGUGUCAGGAUGAGGAAGAAGAGAAGGUGAAAGUCGAGGCAAUCCAUGCGCUGAGCAUCUCGGUCCUCUACGGAGGCGGCUCUACGACUGAUUAUGACGAUGUCUUGGACUUUUUCAUGACCAUCGUCGAGAGCGAUGGCGUCGCGGCAGAGGCAGAGGACAGUGGGCCUGUGGUGACGGCAGCACUCCAGGCAUGGGCUCUCGUUGCGACUUACGUCGAGGAUCUGACAGAACAGAGCGAGCAAGCAAUGGACGUGUUUAUGGAACAGCUGGACAGCACCGAUGUAAGCGUUCAGACAAGCGCCGGAUCCAACAUCGCGCUUCUAUUCGAAGCAGCGCGUGAUUAUGAGGAGGAAACCGGGACGCCGAUGAAUCUUCAGUAUGACCAUCACAAGAUUUCGGCACGCAUGUCGGAAGCCGUUCGAAUGUCACCAAAGAGCGUCUCGAGGAAAGACCGGAAACACCUGCGGUCGAGUUUCUUGAGCAUUUCCACGUCGCUUGAGCGAGGCUUGGGACCGGGAUACUCGACGGCCGGUCGAGGAGGAGUCAACCCUCACACUGGCGGGCGGAAGAUGGAUGGGGCGAGCGAAUUCCAGGAGUUUGGAUAUCGGGAGAAAGUCCGUGUGCACGACCAGUUCAUUACCAUUGACACCUGGGCUCUUCAGACAAGAGUACAAGCCCUCAAAACGCACCUUCGGUCUGGGUUUGGCGUACAUUUCCUGGAGAACCCGUUGGUUCAGGAGAUGCUUGAGUCGGCCCAGGUGCAACAGGUUUUGGGCCCAGGUGCAGCGAAGAGGCUUAGAAACGCUGGGGAAAGCUUGCCUGAAGAGAGCGAUGAGCCUGUUAAAGAUUCUACUGAGGGUACCGGGGAUGCCUAAGACUUCCGUGAUCGAGCAGGGCAUCUCUAUGUAAUUAGCGGAGAUUCUGGUGCGGCCGGCUUGACAUUUGGAUGAGCACAGUUCCAGCAUCAUUUUCUUUUUUCAAUGUUUUUCUGUUUGCCGGUCUGCUUCAUCUUGAUUCAGUCAGUCACACUUGGAGUUCGGGUGCGCGAAGGCAUUGCAUCGGACCAGCGGAAACACGGCGGCGUUGUGCAAGGGGCCUGCACUACCAUAGCAGAAUUCUGUCCAGAUUUGUUUCCCGAUCCUAGCACUUACGCUUACGAUGU
Molecule: messenger RNA, 1978 nt
Organism: Phialemonium atrogriseum
Lineage: Eukaryota; Fungi; Ascomycota; Sordariomycetes; Cephalothecales; Cephalothecaceae
Product: interferon-related developmental regulator-domain-containing protein
Exons: 1
Coding region: 276-1691 (471 amino acids)
Source: RefSeq, a predicted model, not a curated record